This is a messenger RNA of Cladocopium goreaui, 657 nucleotides long. NCBI's taxonomy places the organism in Eukaryota, Dinophyceae, Suessiales, Symbiodiniaceae. The record is from the annotation of a GenBank genome assembly.
AUGGACGGAUUCAUGAGCAAGAGUGACGACUGGGUCAUGACCGGUGUCUUCACUCCAAUGUCCUUGCCUGCAUCUGUUGCGUCAACCGCAGCCUUGAAACCUGAGGAGAACACGCAGGAUGGAAAUGUCUGCAAUGAUGAUGAGGAGAAGUUUGAAGGCAUUUGCUACAAGAAGUGCUCCAUCCUCACGCAGGGGACGCACAAGAUUAGAACGACCGCAUUUACCUGCUGCGCAGCUGACAAGAUCGAGGAUUGCGGUUUCAGCAACCAACAGUUGAAGAUGAGUAUUUGCGGUGGCUUCGAUGUCUCCGGCACCAUCAAUGGGCAGAAAGGUGCUUGCCCUCACGACAAGGGCACCUGCUACUUGAACGAGGAGCUAUUCUUGGGCAUGUGCUAUAAGAAGUGCAGUGAUCUCACGGAAGGUGCAUACAACAUGCGAAUCUCUUCCUUUUCGUGCUGCAGUGCGACAAACAUCUUGGAGUGCAAUCCCUUCGUCUUCAGCGGAACCCCGAUCGUGAAGAGUGAGAUGUCGUUUAACGUGGGUGGCAAACCUGACAGCGGGCCGGCGGGCCCAGAUGGUUUUUACAAGGUGUCAGAUGUUGGACCUUUGCUAAUUGCUGCUAAUUUGCAAGAUCAGCACAAGGUGGGUAGACUUUGA